CCGUAGCCUCCCAAACAGUCCAGAAUGGUUGUAACUUGUGGCCCAAAAAACCCUCAUCAGCGAGAUCUUUAGAAACAUUUGAACAACUUCAAAACAUGCAUUGACAACUCAUAAUUGUGUGAAGAAGGAUUUGCUACUUUAUAUAAUAAUGGUACGGGGUUUCGGGAAGGAUUUAAACGAAUGUCUAGUAACGAAUGAUGGAUGGAGAAAGUUAUGCAUAGGUUACUUAUGGAACUGAAUAAACAUUAAUAGGGUAUGUAUGGGUGUACUUGAAAUGAGAAAUUCGAGGUGAAUUGGGAGUUAAAAGUAUUGACUCACAUUCAAAUCAAGCUAAUUUAUCCCAACACUCUCAAUGCAACAUUUGCGACACCAACGGCAUUGAUGUAUUCAUUUGUAGAACAUGAUGAAACAUCAAUUUUGGGAAUUGUGGUCGCAAAUGUGUGAGGGAAGCUUGGCGGGCCUUAUGGUGCAGGGGACAUCUCAUAGCCACUAAAACCAUCGUGAACAGCGCGGCGUAGCAAAGUAUUAACAGGCUGCAAUACCCAUCUAACUUGUCGUAUGGUCACUCCGACUAAAACUUACUGUUGUGUCUGGAUAAUCGAUAGGGAAAUUGGUGAUUGUCGUGAAAGGAUCUGAGGAUCGAAUCGAGUACGACUUACAAUACCAAGAUACUGCGAUAAUUGACAUGACCAACCAUCACCCAUUAACCUCGAUUCCUCGAGCACGACUCACACAAUCGUUACCACCAUUGCCUGAAGAAGAUACAAUACCUCUCGCACCGUACCAUGAUGAUCCAGCAGAAGAUGAAAUUGCCGAGGUUACUGAAGGAGUUGAGGGAAACCAAGCUGAUAUGAACGAACCUCCUGAAUAUGAGCCAAUGCACGACUAUUUGGCCAGUAGAGUACGACGAUUAUCUCAAAUGUGGCCUCCUGAAUAUGAAUCAUCGUUGCAUGAUCAUACAAACAGUAUACCGCUUCAAUACCAAGAACCUUACCGAGAUGACCCCUUCAUUAUCACGAUAGAUUCGAAUCAACCUCCACCACCGUCCUACGAAGCUUUAUACAUACAAAGACAAACAGAAUUAGAAAUGUUGAACGAUGAGGAUCUGGAGAUAGGCCAUGCUGAGGAUGUUUGCAAAUGGCUGGUCAGCAUGAUUCUGAUUACUUUAACAAUUAUUGCUGUUGGCUUCGCAUUCAAUUGGGGACACCCAUUUUAAGACGAGCGAGACCUAGGAUGCCGACACCGUGCAGCAAAAGACAGCAAAAGCAACAAAACGAAAUGGUGGAAUUAUACCCGGUCUAUGGAAAUGGAGUUUGGAGUUUGAAAUAUGCAGCUUGAAAGGAUUAUGGUACAGGAUAGCGGGUUGCAGCGGCUUGCCAAGGGCAUUUGAAAGAUUGCUUUCUAAUAGAAUAGAAUACAAGCUUCGAACUAUUUUGCCAGUUUUUACCGCCCGCAUAUCAUAUACGAUAUCUCCCACAUAUCGUGAGGACUUUCCA
Messenger RNA from Sclerotinia trifoliorum, 1496 nucleotides. Lineage: Eukaryota; Fungi; Ascomycota; Leotiomycetes; Helotiales; Sclerotiniaceae. The record is from the annotation of a GenBank genome assembly.